This is a messenger RNA of Arachis stenosperma, 1324 nucleotides long. RefSeq names its product pentatricopeptide repeat-containing protein At1g74600, chloroplastic-like. The coding region runs from base 162 to 782 and encodes 206 amino acids. The transcript has 2 exons. NCBI's taxonomy places the organism in Eukaryota, Viridiplantae, Streptophyta, Magnoliopsida, Fabales, Fabaceae. Gene Ontology annotation, biological process: RNA modification. Gene Ontology annotation, molecular function: RNA binding; protein binding. The record is from RefSeq and is a predicted model, not a curated record.
AAUAGUUAUACAUUUCCAAGCGUCUUAACAGCAUGUUGUAUCCUUAAAGAUAUGCAGAUGGGUAAAGUUGUUCAUGGUUGUGUUGUCAAAUGUUGUGCAACUGAUAUCUUUGUCAAGACUGCUAUUGGCCUAUUGUUGAUUUUUAUGCCAAAUUUAGGUGCAUGGAUGAAGCUUUUAGAGAAUUCUCACAUAUGUCAGUCCAUAAUGUGGUUUCUUGGACUGCAAUAAUUUCUGGGUUUGUGCAAGACAAUGAUAUUUUUUCUUCAUUAAAGCUUUUCAAAGAUAUGAGGCAAAUAGGGCAGGAGAUAAAUAGCUAUACCCUUACGAGUGUGCUUUCUGCAUGUGCAAAACCUGGGAUGAUUGAUCUGGCAGUCCAAAUUCAUUCCCUGAUAUUAAAAUUAGGGUUCUAUUUAUACCUUAAUGUUGGGGCUGCUUUGAUCAACAUGUAUGCAAAAAUGGGAGAAGUUGAACUAUCAGAAUUAGCCUUCAAUGAGAUGGAAAAUAAGAAGGAUCAGGGCACAUGGGCAGCCAUCCUGUCAUCUUUUGCACAAUGGUCUGGGUUCGUGACUGAAGCUUCGGUCGGCUGUUCCCUUUUCACAAUAUACUCAAAGUGUGGCAAUUUGGAGGAGUCUUAUAAAGUUUUUCUGCAAGUUCCGGUAAAAGACAAUGUCUCGUGGACCUCCAUGAUUUCUGGUUUGGCAGAGCAUGGAUAUGCAGAGCAAGCUCUUCAGCUGUUUAGAGAUAUGAUUAUCAAAAAAUUCUCCCCGAUCAUGUGGUCUUAAUACCAACUCUAUCUGCUUGUUCCACUCUUCAGUCCUUGCAGAUGGGUAAAGAAAUUCAUGGUUAUGCUUUUCGUUUAGGAAUAGGAAAAAACUCAGCCUUUUGUGGAGCAUUGGUAAAUAUGUAUUCAAAGUGUGGAAGCUUGAAUUUGGCAAGGACAGUGUUUGAUAUGCUACCCGAAAAGGAUGCAUUUGCAAAGGGGCCUAAUUGAAAAGGCAUUUUUGUUAUUCCGUGAGAUGCUCUUCACUGAUGUAUCAGUGGACUCUUCCGUAAUUUCAUCCAUUCUCGGAGCUGCUGCAAUUUCGUAUCAAUCAGAAAUCGGAACUCAAUUGCAUGCCUACGUCCAAAAAUUGGGUUUACAAGCAGAUGUUUAUAUUGGAAGUUCGCGAAUGACAAUGUAUUCAAAAUGUGGAAGUAUUUUAGAAUGCCAAAAGGCGUUUGAUGAUGCUGAGAAGCCAGAUGUAAUAGGUUGGACAUCCAUGAUUGUGAGCUAUGCUUAUCAUGGUAAAGGCGUAGAGGCCUUAGAAGCUUAUGAACUAAUGAG